AGUUGAAGUUUAGUGACAGUUCAGCACUUUGCUACGACACAACGUUCAUUUUAUGAAGUUAAAUGAGUUAGAAGCUAUGGAGAAUAUAUAGCUAAAGUAAAGUUUCAAAAAGCGAGUGUAAUUGUUGAUGAAGUGAAACAUGUAACUACUGUGUUUCACAUUAAAUCUUCUCUUCUGACUGUCAGACCGGAGCGACAGGAGCUGAGUGGAGUCUGACUUGAUGGCCAACAUAUCAGAGACGGGGCUUUGUACUUCACACUCAGACUGUGAUGAUGGAACAGUUACAGAUAGAGGACAAGAAGAUUUGUUGUCUAUGGAGCAUGGUUUGGAAAAUUGCUCAAGUUCAACUGAGUAUAUCACCGAUGACAGCUCCUAUUACGUCACAUGGACAGUUAACAUUGCCCUCGCUGUUCCAAAAGGGGAAGAAGUUGAUGUGCCUGAAGCUCAUGGAAAGGCCAAGAAAACAAAUUCAUCUACUGUCUUGGUGAAAGCCCAUAAAGCUCAGAGCUGCUAUCAUAUUGAAUACAAGUUGCUACCAGGUGAUACAGAGACAGUCAAAGUGGACCUAGUAGUGUUUGGGCCAGUGGCAAAAAUGUACAAAGAAGAUGAGUUCAAGGUUCUGAGGACAUGGCACGAAGGAGACGAGACAUGGAUUGGUUGGACCCAGAACUUCAAAGUCAGAGUCAACAGGGAGAUGUUGAUCAGUCUACUUUCUCAUAAGAUCAAACUCCAGAUAUGGAACAGUAAGGACAAAUUGUCCAGCCAGGCCCGCUUUGAAAGACUGAAAGCCUUCAGAUUAACACAGGAUCUGUCUGAGUACACAACAGACAUGUGUGGGGGUAUCAAGACUAUCGUAAACAAACUGGCGAGGAAGUCAAACACAUCUACAAAGCACCAAAGGGAUAUACUGUUAAAUUCCAACUCAGAGGUGGGCUCAGGAACAGAAUUUCAAAAACCCACAACUGAUGGUUUGGCCCUUAAGGAUAUCAGAAAGAUUGGCACUGUGUCAGCUGAAAUCAGUCCCAUUCUUUUGUUGGCGGGUGAGACCUCAGUGACUGAACGCUUCCCAGUCUGUUCAUCGGGAGUAUUUGAGGUCAUGUGCGACAUCUCUCUGGACAGACUGUUAAUAUCUGACAAACUAAAGGCUGAACUUAAUCCACUGAUCAUCACUAUUUUGUCAGCCACAUCCAUGCCUUCAUCGCCUGUCCCCUUCCAUGUCCUACAGGAAAAAUGUGUGCCUGUGUAUUGCCAAUACAAGUUCCAUAACUUCAACAUGCAUAGAACAGAGUAUCACAGGCAUGGCACUAACAUCUACUUCAGAGAUGUGAAUGUGAUCCUGACCGGCUUGAUGAGUCCUGAAGAACUCAAAGAGUUCCUCUCUGGUCCACCUCUUGAAAUAGAGGUCCAUGAUCGUGAUAAAAAGUUGGAAGAAACUCCCAAACCUCUAGCAAUGUUCGGCACAGGGUCAGAUAAUGACGCCCUGUGUGAUGUGGCACUAUCAAAGCAGAAGACAGUUGUCAUUAACUCUCAUGGGAUCGCGUGCCUGAACUUCUCAGAACUGCUGCUUGGGAAGAAAAGCCUCACGGUGCCCUUACAAAUCAAAUGCUGCCCUCCACCUCCACUGUUGGACAGGCAGCGAAGUGCAAGGAACAGGAAGAUGGCAAACACAGGAGCUAGCAGAGAGCCCAUGCAACAAGGCCAUUAUUUAGAUGCCAAUUCUCAACUCAAAGUCAAGGUUGAGAUAGCUUGUCCACUCAAAUAUACAAAUGACAGCUGUGAAGUGAAGUCCUGUGAUGGUCCAUUUGGGCGCAUCAUCUACCUCUUUGACUAUAACAACUUCUCUUUGAUGAACAAGCUGAGGUCAGAAAUUCUCCGAAUCAAUGCAUCAGCUUUCCAUCUGGGCUCACACUCGCUGGAAAAUAUAGAGCAAGCUCUUUCAAAUUACAUAAUGAAUUUCAAGCACGAUGAGAGCAAGGAUCUGGAUUUCGUUACAGGAUUCCACGUGCUCGAUAAGAAGACACACAUCUUUGUUCUUGAAGGGCUUAAACAUAAAGCAGUCAAGCGACUUUGGGAGGCUGUUCCUAUGAAGCUAAGUGGGAGUGAGGAGGAGCAGGUGAUAGUCCUCUACAAUUCAAACCUGGCUUUCUUCAAGCGCAUCUAUGACUCAUUAGAUGUGGGCCUGAGACCUAUCCAUUUAAAUGAGUCACUGGAGACCAUCAUGAGACAGCCUCUGGUCUAUAUUAGAGGCAUGGUCCCUCAACCCUGCUUCCAAGCUUUGUUAAGGUUAAGCCAGCUUUGUCAAGUAAGACAACUCAAAGAUGUGGUGCAGUGCAACCUCUUCCCUUCAGCUGACAUGAUUCUCAGCAUGCGCAAGGAAUAUGGCACAUAUGCUGAGGAGUGGCAGCAAAAUGACAGGGCAAAUAUGGUGGACAUGACGACUAUGCUGGUCCGCAUGAAAAGACAUGCACCGCUUGACGCACAGAAUAAAGAGUACAUGAAAUGGAAACAUAACAGCCACCAGUCGCUGCUCAAAGUGUCCAAGGACUUCAUUCAGGACAAUAUUAAGCGGGUGCAAGAGGACAGCGAGCGGCUGCAGAAGCCAGAAGCUGCUGUGUUAAGGAUGGAACAGUCUGCAGCCAGCCCAGCACACAACUACAGUAUCCAGACCUUCAACUCAAAUGAGAGAGCCAAGGAGCUACUGCACAAAGAGAUGCUCCAGGUUCCAGGGCGGAGGUUCACCUACAGUCAGCUGUAUCACAGUGCUACAAUGGAGCAAGGAGACAUGACUUCUAAAAGUAACCCUAACAUCACAGCUGCCUCUGCACUUUGGUUCACAAGUAUGGGUGGGGACAAGUCCAGAAAGCACCCUAGACACCCAGAUGAGGCUCGUGUUGAAGAGCUGAGCAAGCCUUGGAGAGAGAACAUCCUACAUGCCAACAUAUUGAAGCCUACACUGUCAAGAGACAUAUGGGCCUGGAGCCAGCGCUAUGAGGACUUUAAGCUCUACAGAAAACCUCCCCCUUUCUUCAGCCAACCUCCUGUAACCAUUCACCUGGCUGGAGAGCCUCUGCAGCAGGAGCAGCUGGAGGCAGCCAGAGCUCAGUACUGUCGCUGGCUGAGGAAGCUGCUUCCUGGUCACAGCAGCAACCCACCAAGGAAAGGCUCUUUCCCAGAGUUCAAGUGUCACAUGGGGGGAAACUCAGAGAGAACUCAAGAUAUACUGAAAGAUGAGCCUAAGAAGUAUUCACUGAGGAAACCAGGCAUGAUGCUGGAGCCUUUGCCUCAACUGUAUGUGAUGAACUUGGGUGAGAGCACAGCAGGAGAGAAGAAGAGCAUGGCUCUGGCCCCGGGCCCCUGCAUGGACUGCAGCCUCAGCAGCAAAAAUAAUGCCAUCACCAGACACAUCUACAAUAAGGACCACUACAAGUCAGUUUAAGUUAGAACAUUUAUUCAAAAAAUAUAAACCUGGCAGAAGAAAUCACAGAAAGAGUCAUGUGUUCAUGUUUUAUGUUCUGAUACUUCUUUCAGUGGAUUCAGUAAGCAGCAUCCAUUCCUGUACAAGCGGACUGCCUUGCCUCUGACGGACGAGGAGAGGAGUAUCUUCACUUUCAAAACAUGAAGUCACAUACAACAGCUGUCCAACCUUUCAGGAAUACUGGUAGAGCCAGAACCCACAAACACUAUCCCAUGUAGACCAACUAGGCAAAUAAGCAUUUAAACUAGUACCUUGUGCAUUAAUUAAAGCAUUUUGAAUAAAUCUCAUAUACCAUCAGAAAAGAAUGCCAAAGAUCUCAAAAUGUGUUAAAUUUGAAGCCAUAGUUAAUAAAAUACAGUAACUACUAGCAUACAUCUCUUAAUGUAUUGAUAAAACAACAUGGUCUCACAGGAAUCCGUGA
This is a messenger RNA of Centropristis striata (black sea bass), 3896 nucleotides long. RefSeq names its product cilia and flagella associated protein 92 (putative) (gene cfap92). The coding region runs from base 221 to 3436 and encodes 1071 amino acids. NCBI's taxonomy places the organism in Eukaryota, Metazoa, Chordata, Actinopteri, Perciformes, Serranidae. The record is from RefSeq and is a predicted model, not a curated record. The transcript is spliced from 15 exons.